AGAUCGUAAGUCUGUGACUACGCUAUAUUAGAUUUGGGUGUACUCGUAGUGUUCGCAGGCCUGCUUCGCGUAUUUCAUCGAAGUGUAAAUCAAAUGUGAGAUUUCGAUUAUUUCUUCGGAUUAUUAUAUAAAAGUGUUCGCUUAUAGAUAUCCUUUUUUCCACGAAAUAUACAAUUUACACCAUGAAAAGAUUCUUUUAACACAUUUGAAGGAUCAUGCAAAAAUCAAGUUACAUAUCGAGUAUAAAUUAAUGAUUUUAUAAUAAAAGUGGGAGCAUAAAUUCAACGAUUCGCACUUAUUAUUUAUUUCACUUGCUUGGUCGUAAACUUUUGAAAAAUCGAUUUAAAUUGUAUCGCCUACGCCUACAGGUGGCUCGUCGAAAAUUCCAUUAACAUUAGUCGAAAUGGAAUUCGUUUGUUUAACCGCUUUUCAAUGGUUUUCUCGUAAUAAAUUCUAAUUAACCCUUCUUCUUACUGUAAGAUACUAAACGUUAGAAUGGGAGAAAGUCACUGGAAGGAUUGGAGGCCUUUCGUUUAUGGAGGGAUAGCUUCGAUUAUCGCAGAAUUAGGUACCUUCCCUUUAGAUACAACCAAGACUCGUUUACAAAUUCAAGGGCAGAAAUUAGACAAGAAACAUUCUCAUUUAAGAUAUUCCGGUAUGACGGAUGCUCUGGUACAGAUAUCGAAACAAGAAGGAUUUAAAGCUUUAUAUUCUGGAAUUAGUUCGGCUAUUCUAAGGCAAGCCACUUAUGGAACUAUCAAAUUUGGCACCUAUUAUUCGUUAAAGCAAACAGCCAUGGAUAAAUGGAAAACAGAUGAUUUAGUUGUUAUAAAUAUUGUAUGUGCCGCAUUAGCAGGUGCUAUAUCAAGCGCGAUAGCUAAUCCCACCGAUGUAGUAAAAGUUCGCAUGCAAUCCGGUUCCGAUCCAAAUUUAUCGUUGUACGGUUGUUUUAAAGAUGUAUAUCAACACGAAGGUAUACAUGGUUUAUGGAGGGGUGUAGGACCCACUGCGCAAAGGGCAGCAAUUAUAGCUGCUGUAGAAUUACCUAUAUACGACUAUAGUAAAAAUAAACUAAUGGCUCUUCUGGAAGACAGUGUUACUAAUCAUUUUCUGUCCAGUUUCAUAGCAAGUAUGGGAAGUGCAGUAGCUUCUACUCCUAUAGACGUUGUUCGUACGCGUUUAAUGAAUCAAAGGAGGCCUCAUAUUUACAGUGGAAGUAUAGACUGUUUUGUUCAGACAUUUAAAAACGAAGGAUUUCUAGCGUUAUACAAAGGUUUUAUACCUACAUGGUUUAGAAUGGGCCCAUGGAACAUUAUAUUUUUUAUAACUUACGAACAAUUGAAACACCUGGACCAAUCGCAUUGAUCGCUAAAUAGAUAAAGCAAAAGGAGUAUGUAUGUGUGUGCGUGUAUGCGUAUGUUCGUGUAGAUAUACUAAAUUUUGAAAAUAACAGAAAGUAACUUAAUUUUUUGUGUUUACAAACUUUAUUUGUAUAAGCGUUAGAAUAUUUAUACUUAAAUAUAUGAAAGUAAUUACAAACAAAGAAAUUACACAAAAAGAAAGUAGCUGGAUUUUUAUCAAUAGAGGUAAAAACCUAACCAAUGAAAGUGAAUUAAAAAUAUAAAUGUACUUGAUAAAAAGACUAUGUAUGUUCUUCCUAGUAUCUCAAUAAUACUAGUCAACAUUUGAAUCUCUAGUGAUGGAAAUAGCGAAUGUAUAUUGUGUUUGCAUUUCAUAUUUCAGUUUUCAUAUUUCCAGUACUUACAGAUUGUACGAAUUUUCUACUGUGUACGUUUCGAUUGAAUUUUUUUAUAAAACCUUCGAGAACAAGUAAAAAGUACACAAAAGCACACGUUGCACUGAUACAUAUGCACUAUUUAAUGUGUACCACUUUAUUGGAGAAUAAUCUUUACAAUGAAAUGCACGAUUUACAAGGAAAGUAGCAUAUUAAAUGGAACACGUUACGAUUAAAAUUUUAACAAGUUGUCAGGAAUACGCAACAGUACAAAAUAAAACUUAUUAAAAUCUUACAACUUGCACAACAUAAUUAGAUUAUCAACCAACAUUAUCACUAUUUAUCCAUUGAAUAUUGUAUGAUUGUUUCAAAUGUAAUUUAUCUAUUAUAUUGUUUCCAUGUUAAACGUUUUCAAUGUAAUAUUCACAGUCAACCUUGUGGACAAACGUUUCAACCGUAACAAGUAUUAUAUGAAAAUCAUAACAUUUUGCAAUCCCAUACAAUUAUUUUUCUGUCCUUCCCACCAGUUAAAAUUACAUUAUUUUCCGCAGAUACUGCUAAUGCAUGAAUUGGUCCUGGAAAUAAUGUUUCAAUUGUUUAAGAAAACAAGUUAAUUUAAACAAAAUUAUUGUACAAUGUAAAGAAAUAUAAGUGAAAUAUAUUUUACCAUCAUGACAGUGUACUUGUGAAAUAAAU
Messenger RNA from Nomia melanderi (Alkali bee), 2431 nucleotides. It is a transcript of the gene Bmcp, whose product is annotated as uncoupling protein Bmcp mitochondrial. Gene Ontology annotation, biological process: transmembrane transport. NCBI's taxonomy places the organism in Eukaryota, Metazoa, Arthropoda, Insecta, Hymenoptera, Halictidae. The record is from RefSeq and is a predicted model, not a curated record.